Molecule: messenger RNA, 970 nt
Organism: Botrytis cinerea B05.10
Lineage: Eukaryota; Fungi; Ascomycota; Leotiomycetes; Helotiales; Sclerotiniaceae
Exons: 3
Coding region: 133-924 (263 amino acids)
Source: RefSeq, a predicted model, not a curated record
GUUGUCCGGGAUGUAAUUUCUGUUUUGCCUGGUUGCAACGGAGCGUCAACCGACGGAUCACCACCAUUCUGUAUUGUCAGCUUCUAUCCAACGACUGUCGCUAGUGCGGCUACGCCAGCACCUUCAUGUUCAAUGCAGAAACAAGAUUCUGAUGCGGGUAUCACAUCCGCCUAUUGCCUGUGGCAACGCAAAGUUGUGCUUACAGCUAUUCCAGAUAGUCAAAUCACACCCACGAUAUCUCUUGGCCCAGUCGUCACCGAUAUUCGGUCAUGUCAGAUAUGUACUCCUGUGGAAAAGAACGAGGAUUCCUGCACAACUAUAUCAGGUCGUUGUCCUGAAUCUGCCACUGCUACUGUCCAAGUAGGCAGCUCUCCAGUUCACGUUGGGACUUUGACCGGCACCGCGCUCUAUAGCAUCACAAUCAAGGAUAUUGAUUAUAUUAAUGACGAAGCCUUGGCUCAAGGCGAGCUCAGCGCCAGAGUCGAAGCAAGUCAAUACACCGCCACAUAUUUACGCGACGCAAUGAUUAAUUCUGCCGCUCUAAUGGCCAAUACUUCUGCGACAGGGAACAAUUGUUACAAUGCAACAUAUUACGCCGAAGAAUUACGCAAACGUGCCAUUUGGACUCCAAGGGGAAUUCGUGCCUGGUUUUCCCCAAGCGUUGACGAUAUCGAGCUUUCCAAACGAGAUCAUCCAAAUAGAGUCGAAGAGCGUAUAAGUGUAUGCAAUGCUGCUCAGUUCGCUGGUGCUCAAUACUUUGGGCAAUUUUGGCGAACGGCUCCGCUGCCCGGAGCAAUUGCUUAUAUUGAUGCGAAUUGGGAGUUUACUACCGGGCCUGGGGGAGACUUCAUUUGUGAAUUUUUACAAGAUCUUACAGAUGCUCUUAUUGCCAUUGAACCAGAAUUUGCACCGGGGAAGAUUUAGCUGGGAGAGGAGCUUUAUGCUGUUUGUGAAGCAGCAAUAACUCACA